CUCCCAACAUCAAAGGUUCCGACCAAAGCUUUCGCUUCUGGUGUUUUAGUAAUACAUAUUUAGUAUGUAGUUUCUUGUUAAUUAACCAUUAAGUGUGCCUCGAUUACUUUGCUUCCCGCAAAUAGGCCACAUUAACAUGGCAAAAUUUAAUUUUCGUUAGUUAAUGUUUAUAAUUAUAUAUCAUAAAAGUGCAAUAAUGGUCAAGAUUUCCAAAGUAGUUGUAUGUGGGAUGAAGGGAAUAGGUAAAAGUUCAAUAUUAGAACAAGUUAUAUAUGGACACGCUAAUACUAAAUUGGAUUUGCAUCCUACAAUAGAAGAUAUUUAUGUCGCAAACAUAGAAUCUGAUAAAGGUACUAGAGAAAAAUUAAGGUUUUAUGAUACAGCUGGAAUAGAAUUUUCACAAAUAUCUACAUCAAAUGGAAUGACAAAUCAACAAUUACCCAGGCAUUACUUACAGAUGGCAGAUGGAUAUAUCUUAGUUUAUGAUACUUCAAAAAGUACUUCACUAGAUAUACUUGUAGCUUUAAAAAAGGACAUUGAUAAGAAUAAAGAUAAAAAAGAGGUGUCUAUAGUUGUUAUUGGUAAUCAUUUUAAAGAAGAAGCAAAUGAAGAAAUGAAUCUUAUAGUCAGCAAAGCAAAUCAGUGGUGCAUCAGGGAAAAAAUAAAACAUUUCACAGCAUCAGCUCUGAAAAGGACAAGCCUGUAUGAGCCUUUUGUGUACAUAACUAGCAAAUUGAUGCCACCUCCGAGCAAAAGUAGUUUCACCCCACUAUCUAUGGGUCGAAAGGUUAUAAAAGAUUCUUAGAUUAAUAUUAAAUAGGUAAACAGUAUAUGUAUAUUUGAAUAAACUAAAAUAAAGUAAUUGUAUCAUAUUCUUAUAAAAAUGGACUACUAUUGUAAAAGUUGAAAAAAUAUAUUUUUGUGUUUGUUUUAAUGCCUAUGUAACAU
Messenger RNA from Diabrotica balteata, 948 nucleotides. Lineage: Eukaryota; Metazoa; Arthropoda; Insecta; Coleoptera; Chrysomelidae. The record is from the annotation of a GenBank genome assembly.